Molecule: messenger RNA, 4215 nt
Organism: Anarrhichthys ocellatus (wolf-eel)
Lineage: Eukaryota; Metazoa; Chordata; Actinopteri; Perciformes; Anarhichadidae
Gene: rtn4rl1b
Product: reticulon 4 receptor-like 1b
Exons: 3
Coding region: 968-2323 (451 amino acids)
Cellular component (GO): plasma membrane
Molecular function (GO): protein binding
Source: RefSeq, a predicted model, not a curated record
UCACAUCAUAUUUACUAUGAAGACCUCGGGUGUCAGGGAGCCGUGUGUGUCUUGCCGGGGCAGACAGGGACAGAGACAGUGAGAGGGAUGGAGCAGGAUGCUGCCCGGUGGAGGUGCUGAGGCGGUACAACAUACUUUCUCCCUCCUUGAGCGCAGCAACGAGCUCUGAUCCAUAAAGCGGACAGCAGAGAGAUCUUCUCAGACAAGAUCACAGAAAUGUAACAAUCGCGAGUCGAGCUGGAGAAAAAGAGGGGAUUUUAAGGAAACCGAAGCCAUCAAAGUCUACACUAUUAAGGAGGAUUUGAGGAGUCUGCGUUUAUAAUCCGACAUCAGAGGCGGAAUGUGAAUCCACAUAACUUGUGUUAAUUAGAGAUUUUAACGAAUAUGAUGCGAUUUGAAAGACUCUGAAGCACCGAGAGAAGAAUUUGAGAUUGGCCACUUGAGUUAAAAUAUCUGUGGUGUUUUUUUUGGGGUUUUUUUGGAGGGGGGGGGGGGGGGGGCUGCUUGUGUUCACCGUUGACUUGCCCCCAGAACUGAUUCGCAGCCUCUACGGUAAUUUGCGUCUAAAAAAAGGAGUUGGCUAUCAGAGGUUGAAUCGGACUACUGUGCGUUUAUGCUCAUCAUACACACCGGAGUUGCUGUUAUUUCGGACCGUGGGGAUGAUUUCAGUGCGUCCGUUCCGCGAUGAUUGUCGCCUAAUUUCCCAGGUCCGACUGCGGUCUGCCAGACUUUGUGGAAACGGAGAUUAUUGUCUGUUAUCAAUGUUUAUCAAAUCCACGGCAGUCUGCGGUGCAACUCAAUACAGUGGAUCGCAAGCAAAUCGUGAGGAGUGACAGCUGACAUUUACACGACGAGCCACCAAAGCCCCUGAUCAACUUCAAAACUGAAGCGCACAAGUUUUAAGUCUGGAAUAUAAGAAUAGAUGAUUAUCAGAGGACAGAAGACGAAAUACACCUAAGCCUACAAAAUGUUCAAAAGGGGCAGUGGGCUGGAGUUCCUGCUGGUUCUCUGUGGGCUCGAGUUUUCCUGGUCCUGCCCCCGUCACUGUAUCUGCUACACUGCACCCAGCACCGUCUCCUGUCAAGCCCAUAACUUCCUGUCGGUCCCCGAAGGCAUCCCUCCCGACAGUGAGCGCAUCUUCUUACAGAACAAUAAGAUCCAUCGCUUACUCCGGGGACACUUCAGCUCCAAUACGGUCACUCUCUGGAUCUACGCCAAUAACAUCACUUACAUUGAGCCGUCCACCUUCCACGGCUUCACGCUGCUCGAGGAGUUGGACCUCGGAGACAACCGCCACCUGCGCUCCUUGGCGGAAGACACCUUUCACGGGCUGAAUCGGCUCAAUGCGCUUCACCUGUACCGUUGUGGGCUCAGUUCACUCCCUAAUAACAUCUUCCAAGGCCUCAGAAACCUGCAGUAUCUCUACUUGCAGGAAAAUCAUCUGAAGUUCCUGCAGGAUGACACGUUUAUGGACCUCCACAACCUGAGCCACCUGUUCCUGCAUGGCAAUCGUCUGUGGAGCCUUAACCAGAACACCUUCAGAGGCCUUCGAGCCUUGGACCGACUGCUUCUGCACCAAAACCAGAUCGAGUGGGUUGAUCGCCUGGCCUUCCACGACCUGAAACGUCUCGACACCCUCUACCUGUUCAACAACACCCUGAUACAGCUCUCCGGAGAGUGCCUGGACACACUGCCCGCAUUGGAAUACCUGCGCCUCAACGACAACCCCUGGUCAUGUGACUGCAAGGCCCUGUCGCUGUGGGAAUGGUUGAAGCGUUUUCGAGGCUCCACGUCUUCAGUGGGUUGCCAUGCGCCGGCUGAUAUGAUUGGAAAAGACCUGAAGGAGCUGCGUAAGGAGGACUUCCCCAACUGUUCACCCACCGUACCUAAUUCUGAGUCCAGAGCCCAGACAAACAAUUUAUCUGGCACGGUGAAUCCGUCCAUUAACCGUGGUGUGGUGGUGGGUUCUGGAGGGCAGACCCACAUUGUGCACCCCUCAAGGCCUGGCCGCUCUCGGAACUGCACAAAGCCUCGGAACAGGGGCAAGGGGAAGGGUGACAAUGAGGUUCACCAGUCAAAGGAGGUCAUGGCAGACAAGGAGGAUUCCUCCCCGGAUUUCACAGACGGGGGCAAACAUGACCACACAUCCCCAGACGGCACCGUCACACGGAGGAAGCACAAGUGUACUCCCCGGACCACUGUUCGCCCCCCUAGUGGGGUUCAGCAAGCCAACAACAGGGCAACCUUAGCCCAGUCAUUACUACAUGUCUCUGCCCUCUUUGCGGCCUUGAUAACGACAAAUAUUGACUUCAUUCUCCGUUGACCCUCAGAGGGUUUGGAAAAUGAAAAGAAAAAAAAAACAGCCCUCAGACCCUCUCCUGCUCCUGCACUACAAGGCCUGUGUGUCUUUUAUGUAUGUGUGUGUGAGUGUGAUUAUACGUGUAAAUGUAGUGUAGGGAGCUUUACUGUUCAGACUGAAACAGGCAUCAAAAGCAUCAAACAUCUACAACAGAAAGACUCACAGUACAAAAAUCAAAGGGACUGAGAGACAGAGAAUGACAAAAGAUUAAUGCACACCAAGCUUGCACUGCCACUUGUGCCAGUAUGAUUUCAUCUGCAUAUGUCUUGGUACCUGAUGUAUUUUUUAACAUCUGUUUUUCCCUCAACUGGAGCUCAGAAAAUAGAGAAAAGAAGGAAGAGAUGACGGAGCAAAUGAGGUAAACUUGUUUGCUCUAAGACAGAUAAGCUAUAGGUGUUCAAGUGCUCCAUCCAGCUUUAACUUUCAGUUCACAGUUUGUAAAUUGUUAUCAAGUACUUAUGAUAAGUCAAUGACCCUGUUAGGCCUCCGGCGCCAGUCCGUUUUGCGCUCAUCCUUUCUGCCAAAUGUAUUUUAUCCAGACAAUUGGGUGUAAGUGUUUCUCAUAAACAAAGAGGUAAAGUGUAAGCAUGGCAAUAAAUAGUCGUUCAGUGUCAGACAAUGGGAAUGUGCCAUUAACACAGCAAAAUGGAAAUCUAUAGCCACAGAUGUUUUAAGGCUAUAAAUAGAGCAACCAUUAGCUCAUACGCUACAUGGAGCCAUAACAAAUUGUAACAACUACUCUCUGCACAAUGCUGACCUUUUAUAGGUAGUGUACCAACCUUUCUAACAGCAUUUCUCAUUAGUAUUACAUUUCUACACACAGCUCUGCAUCCAUCUUCAUUCAAACAACUUCUCUCCCUCUGUGCAAUGGAAUAUUAAGCUGUCAAUUGUUUCAAGAUGACGAGGACUUGCCGCGCGCUAUUUUCAUUUGCUUGGAAAACAAUGUGUGUGCCUCUGGGAGAUAAAGCUGUGAAUAUUGACGAAGUCUGUCUAUAUCUUGUGUCAGAUGUUGUUCAUUUGAUUUUUCUAAGACACAAAGUGGACCUAGAGACGGAUCCCUGCUGCAGGGCCGACAGGAGCUUUAGAGGUGGAGGGUCAAAGGGGUGGUUUCUCAGUUUCCCGGUGAGGUUGCGCUGAACUGAACUGAUCCCUCCUCAUUGAGAACGUGAGGAAUCACUCAACGUCAAAGGAAUACAAGACUCGAGGAAAAGAAUGUGCGUGUAACAUCAAUGACUUAAUAGAACAUAAAAAGGAGAAUGAAGGGAGCAUGGUAAAAGGAGGAUCGUGCAGAGAAAGUGAUGCCACUUAAUUAACUGAUGUGAUUGUCCAUGGAUGUGGGGAUCCAAGACAAUUGCCUCUGAAGUAUCAAGAGUUUGCAGUACAAUGCAGGUCAACGGAUGGACAAUUGCGGGACGUCUUGCUGUACUUCUGGAGCUUUUGUGCCUCCCUUAAAUCUACCGAUAAGAUGGUGUUUGUAUCAAUGUGAACUAUACCAGUACGAAUGGAGACAAGAGGACUUCUUGCAGUGCUGAUAUUAAUCAUUUACUGUAUUACUAUGAGAAAAAACAAUAUCAGUGGCGUUGAUGAUGAUAACAGGGUUUUCUGCUCCUCCUGUCAGGAGGAGUCUUUCGAUUUUUGAUUUUCUGGUGAUUCGUUUAUUUACGUAUUUUCCAUGUUAUAUUUUUAGAGCCUUUUAUUUGUUAAUGCACAAUUCCUCACCUCCCUAUUUCUUGUUCUACUGUAUGCCUAUUCAUCUUCUUUCUUUGCCAUAAUUCAAUUGUUCUGUAAGUUAUCAUCAGAAAACAACAGUACAAAAAUGUUUAUAAAGAUAUUAAAAUCUAUAUCUUCUUAUGUCU